Messenger RNA from Dryobates pubescens (Downy woodpecker), 1074 nucleotides. RefSeq lists its product as uncharacterized. The record is from RefSeq and is a predicted model, not a curated record. Lineage: Eukaryota; Metazoa; Chordata; Aves; Piciformes; Picidae. Bases 1 to 1074 code for a protein of 357 amino acids. The transcript has 5 exons.
AUGGAUAUUGGGAAGGAGAAAGAGACCCACAGCCCUGCCUCUGCCAAAGCAUCCCAAGAGAGGGGAAGGACAGGGCCGGGAGGACAGCUGAACCAGGGUGGCCGGUCCGAGGAUGCCGCAGCCGGUGCGGGACUGGACCAAGAGUGCUCUGCCCGAACCGGGGGUGCCGGGGACCAGUCAGUGAUGCUGGAGACAGUGCCGAACCGAACCGAGGGUGCUGAGGCCCGAACCAGGACCGCACUGGGAGUGCUCCGCCGGAAGCAGAGGACGACGGGGUCGCACCGGGGUGCGAGGGGUGCCGGGAGUGCGGGGGGUGGCAGCGGCCCCCGCGCCUCCGGAGCCGGGGCUGGACCACGUGCUGCCCGCCCCGCCCCGGCCGCCGUCCCGCCCCGGCGCCGCCCCGGUGCCGCCGGCGGAGCCAGCACGGAUCGGCCCAGCAUGGAGGGGACGCGGUGCGCGCUGCUACGCCUCGCCGCUGCCUGCUACUUGCUCUGCGCUCUGCCAGGGGAAGGACAGAAGACAGCAGAGACCUUGGUGACACCUUCACCUUUUCUUAGCACAGUGCUAACCUCACAUCAGCCAAGGCAAGACUCUGACUUCAGUCCAGUGACUACUAACAAUUCUGAGACAGGCCUGGAGAAAAACCUGACUGCUGAAACACUGAAUGCCACUGGAGCCCACACUACAGAUGUGGAGAAUGCCUCCAUCCCUAUCACCCCCAUGGUAGGCACCAAGGCAGAGACGCUGCCGGCUUCCACCACUGCCAGCCCUGGAGACAUCACACGCACACAGCAUGAGCACCACAAUAUGAGCUUGACAGGCAACAGCAGCACUGGAAUCUCCUCCCCUAGCCCCUCUACCAGUACUCUGGAAGGAAAACAGCCCAACCCCGAAGUCACAGAGCCCUUCAGCACAACAGAAGAACUGGAUGAUGCUAGCAGUGCAACACCUACGCUUCCUCUGAACAGUGUGCUGGAACAGGACUUGAGAGCCCAGCUGACAGUGCAGAUCGUCACAUGUGAAAACCAAGAGGACUUUCUAAGCACUGUGCCUUACAAUGUGGCUCAGCUGUAG